GAGCCCCAUGGUGACCGGGACGUCGGUGCUGGGGCUGAAGUUCUCCGGGGGGGUGAUGCUGGCCGCGGACACGGUGGGAUCCUUCGGAUCCCUGGCGCGGUUCCGGGGCAUCUCCCGGCUCCUCAAGGUCAACGACUCCACCGUGCUCGGAGCCUCCGGGGACCUGGCGGAUUUCCAGCACCUGCGGCAGCUCCUGGAGCAGAUGGUGAUAGACGAGGAGCUGCUGGGGGACGGGCACAGCUACAGCCCGCGGGCGCUGCACUCGUGGCUGACGCGGGUCCUGUACAACCGGCGCUCCAAGAUCAACCCCCUCUGGAACACCGU
Molecule: messenger RNA, 324 nt
Organism: Zonotrichia albicollis (white-throated sparrow)
Lineage: Eukaryota; Metazoa; Chordata; Aves; Passeriformes; Passerellidae
Source: RefSeq, a predicted model, not a curated record